AUGUCACCCAGCAGUGAUACAGGUUCUGGUCGGCCCGCCAGGAAUGAACGAGGUGCAAAAAAAAACGCUAUGGAGAAUGCAGUCUGGAUGACUACAAAAGCACAGUGUCAGCGCCACGCUGCAGACAAGCCCACCGUGACGAAGAAAACAUUUGUGCAAGGGAAAACUCACGUGUCUGAUGCCAAGCAUGGCCGCUGCGAUAGUAGUCGUACCCCUGACUCUGAGAUCCCAGGGCUUGCACCUAGAAAGCGUCAAGUUGUGGAAACAUCCAAAGGAGAAGCACAUACCAAGAAGCGCCGAGUUGCUGAACCGCACGCAGAUUCCGAUGUCGAUAUGGAUGUCAAUGACGACGAAGGCCGCAUGAGCGCCGUCAAGCACACGCAAAUGAAAGGAAAAGAAAAGGAACUACGGUCAAGCUCGAAUUCCCAACAGACGACUCGGAAUCAGAUAAUCAACGAUGGAUUUUUAUCAGACGAGCACAUCGACGGUAUCUCUGAUUUUCAACCUAGUCACAACGACUCCGAGUCGGAGAAGGACAGCGACGAGGAGGAAAUCGAAGACGACUCAGAGGAACCCAAGUCCUUAUCAGCCAAAACACCGGUGUUUGUUUCGGGGUCGAAGGCCAAACAGCCUGGCCUCCCUUUGACUCAACCAACCUGCCCUCGUACAACUACCUCAAAGGAGCGGACGCGGACGGCUGAACCAUUCCCCUUUUCGUCGGCUCAACCAAGGGCUACCAAGAAAACAAAAUCGCAGUCUGCGCGCAAUCAAAAACGAGCAAAUGAGACACCUGUUUGGGCAGAUGUUCCCGCCAUUGUGUCAGAUGGGGAACGUGGGACCGCCUUUUCAUCGGCUCAACCAAGGGCUACCAAGAAAACAAAAUCCCAGUCUGCGCGCGAUCAAAAGCGAGCAAAUGAGACACCUGAUUGGGCAGAUGCUCCCGCCGUCACGUCAGAUGAGGAACAUGAGGCCGCCAUGGUAUCAGACCACCACAGUGACGCCGAGGAGGACGACUCAGAUGGUCAUGCUGAUCGCUCUGGAAGGCCCACACUCAUAUGGACGGACACUGGUAAGUUGAAGCUGACGGACCAAGAUAUUGAUACCCGUCGUGUGGUCCAAAGAGCGAUAUUGGAGGCAAAACUUCACAUGACAUUUGCCAAUGGCUAUCCGGAGCUCACUGAGAAGAGCCUGUUUACACGGGAUGCACUCUUAACAGCAGCUCGCGCCUGCGGUGUCCCGCCCAUCCAGGAUCGCCUCAAGACUGAUGACUCAUAUGUGACAGCUCUCGCCACGCUAAUUGAAGCCCGAGUGCCACUGUUCCACACCGAAUUAAAAGACGACGCUUGUGCUCAAGUGACAUCAUAUUAUCAUCUUGGCCCUGAUUGUGUCGACACUGCAAAGGCUUUGCUGGUCAACCACGUUUACCAUUAUGAACAGCAUUUCAGUGAGAAGAACGACCCCAUUCCACAGCCAAAAAAGCCAUACUUCGCUGAUAUCUUACCAUAUCUGAUGAAGGGGCGCUAUUUCAAUGGGCCAAAGUCAGUCGGCGUGAAAUUUUCAGACCGUUUCAAGAAGAUUGCGCGCAACAAGGCCGAGCGGCCCGAAGUUACAAUUCCAAUGGUUGCCUUAACCAGCACUUCGGUGUAUGCCGCACUGUUCUGGAAGGCUAAUGGAUCCCCAUCUAAGUUCAAUUUUAUGGGAAAUCUAUUCAGCGAGGUUUACUUUUUUCAUGUGAGAUUUCUUGAAGACAUGAAGGUGACGGCGCCGCACAAGUUUCACAAGAUGAUGGCUGACAUUUUCGAGGCUGUCCAGAAACUCUGCACCCAUGGCAACAUUGCUUUAGUAGGAUCACACGAGUCUGCGAUGGCCUUCCUCGAUAUUGCUGGCAUGGAUGACGAAGAGUAG
Suillus clintonianus is the source of this 1905-nucleotide messenger RNA. RefSeq lists its product as uncharacterized. The record is from RefSeq and is a predicted model, not a curated record. Bases 1 to 1905 code for a protein of 634 amino acids. Lineage: Eukaryota; Fungi; Basidiomycota; Agaricomycetes; Boletales; Suillaceae. The transcript is spliced from 15 exons.